Molecule: messenger RNA, 1257 nt
Organism: Erigeron canadensis
Lineage: Eukaryota; Viridiplantae; Streptophyta; Magnoliopsida; Asterales; Asteraceae
Exons: 4
Coding region: 1-1257 (418 amino acids)
Biological process (GO): regulation of DNA-templated transcription
Source: RefSeq, a predicted model, not a curated record
AUGGACGGUUGGAGAACCUCUUUUUUCAUGCAUCCAACGUCAAUGACCCUAUGGCGCGCAUUUCCUUGGGUUAUUGAAAUAGACGCCACGUACAAAACCAACGUGUACAACAUGCCGCAUGUUGAGAUUUUCGGCGUGACUUCAACGGGCAGAACCUUCAGUUUAGCCUACGCUUUUAUCGUAAACGAGCAGGAGGCGAAUUAUCAAUGGGUGUUACAAUCUCUCAAGUCCACCCUUGUUGAAGGCUUUGUCGUUCGUGUCGUUCUAACUGACAGGGAGCAGGCCCUGAUGAAAGCAUUGAAGGUUGUUAUGCCGGAAGCGAAACACCUGCUAUGUAGGUUCCACAUAUGGCAAAAUAUAACCAAACACUGCAAACCAGCAUUGCGGCUGAAAGAUGUUGACAUUGAAAAGCUUCACAUCUGGUGGAGAAGAGUCUAUGAAUCUUGGACAAUUGAUAAGUUUAAAUCAUACGAGAAAGAGUUAAAGAAAAAAUUGACAGAUUUUCCAGCUGUCUACAGCCACACCACAAACAGAGUCGAUGUCGAGCACCACCUGCUGAAGGAAGAGCUGAAGGGGAAAUGUACAUUUACUAGAACCCUGCAUUGUGUUGAUUCUGUCAUGAUCGGUCAAGAGACAGAAAUAAGGGGGCAACUGAGGUAUAGCAAGGGAACCAUGUUGGGUAAACACAACUACAAAAGUAUGAAGGCACUGCUGGGAAAGGUUUCACAUAAAGCUUUGGACAUCAUGGCUGAUGAAAUCAUCCGCUUAGACAAACAACUUAAAAAACAGGUGAAAAAGUGUGGGUGCAAGGUUCAGUUUAGUUGUGGGCUACCAUGUGCCUACAAGAUCCCCGAGUACAUGCAACGCGAGACUCGUAUUCAGCCGAAUAUGAUAGACCUAUUUUGGAGAAAGCUUGACUUAACACUGUCGACAUGCCUACCAGGAAACGACCACUUAAAAGAUGGAGACGAUGUAGAAGCUGUCCAUGAAGUCUUAGGUGAGAUUAUGAGUUUCUUGGUGUCUGAUCUAAACAAAAACCCACAUGGGCUUCGGAAAUCCAAGUCCAGUCGACCAAGGCCUGAAAAGGUCCCCAUGACUCCUCCCUUCACCGACCCUUACUCCGGAGCUUCCACAUACGGAGAGGCGCAGCCCACCAGACAAAGUGAGUACGCGCCCACAAAAUCACGGUUCGUGAACACACAUGACUUUUUUAAUGAGCCGCAGGGUGCGCGACACAGUAUGUACGAGCCAACCUAG